Cuscuta campestris is the source of this 1682-nucleotide messenger RNA. NCBI's taxonomy places the organism in Eukaryota, Viridiplantae, Streptophyta, Magnoliopsida, Solanales, Convolvulaceae. The record is from the annotation of a GenBank genome assembly.
ACAUGAUCGGAGAAAGUAUAUUUAGAAACUUCAUAAAACGUAAAUUUUGUAAAGAAAUUCAAUUUGAGAUGGAGGGGUAGAAAGUGUACUACAAAAACGACCUAAUAGGCACAAAAAUGAAGAAACCGAAAUAAAGAGCAUUUUCUGCCCUUUUCCCUCCUGAAAGCGAAGAAGCAGAUUGGAAUGAGUGGGGGGGAAAUGAAACAGUUCCGUGGGGACUCCUCCCUGCCCGCCGACCACGGUUGUUUCUUCGCCGGAAAAAAUGCUGCAUCAUCUACGAAUCUCCUAGAUUCUCCGGCGGAUGCUCGGUCGUCUUCUGGACACCAGCUUCCGGAAAAGAGCCGCAGAGCUGCUGCUGCGGCGGCGACAGAGGAGGGCGGAGAGCAAGAUGUUGGAGACGAAGGAGAUGAGCAUGGAGACGGAGAUGUUGAAGUGGACGGCGGCGGCGAGAGCGGGGAGAGCGGGGGACACCUUCAGAUACAGCAGCUGGGUGAAGGGUUUUACGACCUGGAAGCCAUUAGAAAGAAGCGAAUUCGACGGGGCAAAGUCGAGUACUUGAUCAAAUGGAGAGGAUGGCCUGAAUCCGCCAACACAUGGGAGCCUAUUGAAAACCUAGAAACAUGCCCCGAUGUUAUCGCUGCAUUUGAAAGGAGAUUACUGUCCCGGAAACAAGGGCGUAAGCCAAAGUCCAACACCAUUACAACAAAGAAGCUGCAAAAUUUCUCUUCUGUCCCUACAAACACUACUUAUAUCACUGAUAGAAAUGAUAACCAAAGUUUUUCUCCUCCUCCUCCACCUCCACCUCUUCCUCUUCCCCCUGCUCCUGCUGCUAAUAAUAAUAGACGUACUAGCCAUAUUGAAACAAGGCAAAGGCGGCGUCUUUCCAUUGCAGUUGCUAAGGGUAAGGCUCUGGCUGCCAGCUCAAUGGAUGAGCCUGAAUCAAGCACGGAGAAUCAUGUGUAUGACAAGCUUUGCAGCGAGACUGAUUCUGGAAGGCACCUCCCGGAUGAGCUCAAUGAAAAUCAUGAGCAGGAUCGAGUUCCAGGAGAUUCUGUGCUUGCUAAAAGGAGGAAGUUAGGUCCCAUCAAGCAGAAUCCGAAUGGUGACGCUUGUAAUGAUGUCCCUGAUGUGACGGUAAUGGCUCCUGACAGUAAUCUGGUUGCAAAACCAGGUUUUGAAGAUGGGUGUAGCAUUGCUGAGAUUGUCAACAUUUUGAAAUUUGAAGAAGCUUCAUCCAAUUAUACCCCUGAUGUUCUUGAAAUCUUUGUGGUUAGGAGGUCAGAUGGGAGGGAGGUGACCGCAAACAAGGCGUUUCUGAAGGCAAAUUAUACUUUCUUGUUGAUUGAAUUCUAUGAACGAUUGCUUCGGGAGUUCCUAAGGUCAUGAUCUUGAUGAGUAGAGAGUGUGAGAGAGAGAGAUGCCGAGACUGUUGUGGCGAAUGUGGCAUGGGUACCUGUACCAGCAUGUACAUUAAUUACUAAAUGAGUGUUGUUGUACUGUUUAUUUUGUUUGUAGCAUGAAGCUGUAGUAAUGAUGUGGGAGAUGAAAUGUAGGACUUUUUCCAGUAGUUACAUGAGAUCCAACAUUUGAAUUCUUGAUACAGACAGAGAUCCUAAGCAGAGCUUUUUUUUAAAUCCUGGUUUUAUGUACUAUUGUGGAAUUAUUAAAUUGUUGUUCAAAUG